AUGGCAACAGAUUUACAACUGAUUGUUGACAGUCUAAAUGAUGAACCAUUUAAAAUGAAUUUAAAUUUGAUCAAUUUUGAUACGAUAUCAAAUGAGCAAUUGCUACAAAUUCUAAGUGAUGUAUUGUUAUGGAUCGAAGGAUCAGAUACAGUUGAUAUUCGUGAAGAAGAUGCUGAUAAUACAGCAUUUCGUAUAUUCAAUUCUCUCGGUAUCCUCAAAUAUCGUCCACCAAAUGAUAUCGAAAAAUUACAACAAUGGCGACGUAAUAUUGUGGAAGGUGAAAAAACGGAUAUUUGUUCGAUAUUAGAAUGGAUUUUUAAAAAUGUGGAUGCAUUAAAAGAGCGAGCAUAUUUAGCGAAAUAUCUUACAAAGAUCGAUAUACCAGGUGCAUUUCAAGAUCCAGAAUCAAUGGAAUUAUCAAAUCAAAUUUCAACUUUAAUGGAAGAAUUUAAAAAAGUACAUUCACAAGUUAUAGAAGCUCGUAAAGAUUCAUUAAUGAUGGAAAAUAUACGAGCUGAUCUAAACUCUAUGAAAAUUGAGAAAGAACAAUUGAGUAAACGUAUUGAUAAAAUUGAGCGUAAACUACAUGGCGUAGCAAAUCUUCAACAUUUACUACGACUUGCCGAAAAAUGUCGUAUGGAAAAUGAACGAUUGGAAGAAAUUGGACAUCUUAAAAUGGAGCAAAAAAAUUUGGUAUAA
Molecule: messenger RNA, 699 nt
Organism: Cercopithifilaria johnstoni
Lineage: Eukaryota; Metazoa; Nematoda; Chromadorea; Rhabditida; Onchocercidae
Source: the annotation of a GenBank genome assembly